Molecule: messenger RNA, 2638 nt
Organism: Spodoptera exigua (beet armyworm)
Lineage: Eukaryota; Metazoa; Arthropoda; Insecta; Lepidoptera; Noctuidae
Source: the annotation of a GenBank genome assembly
CUGGCAACUCAGUGACAGCUGUUUGACAGUCCCUCUUUUAUUUUCGUAAGAAAUAUCUUCUCGACGAGAAUAAAGCUUUUUGUUGAUUGUAUUUGUUUGUUCAUUGUAAAUUCCGCAUUGAAUUGACGAUUAUUUAUGUGAUAUAUUUCUGUGCGACACUUAGUAAUGUGAAGUAAGAUGUCUUACACUAUAAAUAGAUUGAGCCGCAGUUAGUUUGAUGAAUUGUCUGUUUGUGAUGGUUGAUCAGACAUAUUGACGAAUAAUUUAGCGAAAAUGGGCAGAAGAGAAGAGCCCGCCUGGGCCAGCGGCACUGUAGGGCUGCUGGCUUCGAGGGAACGUGGGGAAGUGGAUAGAAAGUUUCAAAGUCGGCUUACAGUGACCCGACCUAUGAUCGACAGAUUGGGACUAGAGAAGGAACUCCAUGGGCAUAUGGGAUGUGUUAAUUGCCUGGAGUGGAACCACGAUGGAUCGAUCCUGGCAUCAGCUUCUGACGACCUCCACGUUAUGCUGUGGGAUCCCUUCCGCUACAAAGAGCUUAUGAACAUAGCAACAGGGCACACUGGGAACAUAUUUUCUGUAAAGUUUCUCUCCCCUGACGUGAUCGCAACAUGCGCGGCGGACGGCACGGUCCGCGCGCGCAGCGUCAACUCGAACGCGCCGCUCCUCGAGUGCGUGUGCCACUGCGCGCGAGUCAAGCGUCUCGCCACCGCGCCCGACAACCCGCAUCUCCUAUGGUCUGCAGGAGAAGAUGGACUUGUGUUACAACACGACCUCCGCAUGUCACAUAGCUGUAAUCCGGACUCUGCGAAUGUGUUGGUGAACUUACUGAACCACUUGGGGCGGUACGCGGAGGCUAAAUGUGUUGCCGUCAACCCUCGCCGGCCCUACCAGCUCGCAGUCGGAGCUAACGACUUCUACGUACGCCUGUACGACACUAGGAUGAUCAAAUUGGCUAGAUUACAGACGAGCGGUCCGUCGCGCCAGAUGUGGGAGCGGCAGAACAUGCGUUGCUCGCGGGCCGGGCACGGGGACCCCGACAACAACAUCCCGCGCGCCGCCGUACACUACUUCGCGCCCGGUCACCUAUCAAUGGAGCCGAACGAGCACACUUUCCCUAAGAAAGCGACGACAUAUGUAGCUUUCAGUAAUGAUGGGAAUGAACUACUUGUUAACCUCGGCUCUGAACAGAUAUAUAUUUUCGAUAUAAACUCAGCGCGGCGGCCUGUCCUGGUAGAGAGCUUCAUCAUCCAGCACAACCACGGGAACCGAACCUCGGACGCCAAGCAGCCGCUGAGGAAUGGCACCAACGGUACCACUCCCCCCCCUCAGCCGCCCCCACCACAGCUACCGGACCGCGUCAGGCAGCUUAAAGAAAUGGCGAAUGACUUCGUGAACAAGGGCAACUACCCGACGGCGGUGGAGUUCUACAACGAGGCGAUAGCGCUGUGCCCGGACUGCGCCAUACUCUACUCCAACCGCGCCGCCGCGCUCAUGAGGCGGGGCUGGUCAGGCGACACGUACGCCGCGAUAAAAGACUGUUACAAGGCUAUAAAGCUAGAUGCUUCCCACGUGAAGUCUCACUUCCGAUUGGCCAAAGGUCUGAUGGACUUGAAGAGGGCUCGGGAGGCCCACGAGUGCCUCCUGUACUUCAAGGACAAGUUCCCGAGGCAUGCCACUAGUCACGCCGUGUUUUUGCUGCAGAAGGACAUUAAUGUAGCCUUGGAGAGCAUGGAGACUACGCCCGAUGAAGCCGCGGAGUCGGAGGACAGCCAGCCCACGUCCCUCCUGGAGCGCCAGCUGAGGGGCGCAGCCCUAGACUACUCGCAGAGACUCCUCGGACACUGCAACACUACUACCGACAUCAAAGAGGCCAACUUCCUCGGACCCGAUGCCAACUACAUCGCGGCCGGAUCGGACGACGGCAGCCUGUUCAUCUGGUGCCGUAAGUCUGGCAAUAUAAUCCGCUGCCUGCGCGGGGAUGACUCCAUCCUGAACUGCAUCCAGCUGCAUCCCUCCAUGUUCCUGCUCGCCACCAGUGGCAUCGAGACCGUCGUACGGCUCUGGAGUCCACGCCCUGAGGAUGGCAAAGAAGAGAGCCGCAUCAUCCGUGACUCUGGGUCUGCGGCGCAGGCCAACCAGCAGCGCAUGCGCAGCGACCCCUUCGAGGCCAUGCUGCUUAACAUCAGCUUCGCCAGCGGGAACGUCGAUAGGGACCUGCACUCCCCUGCUUGCAGGCCUACCUAGGUAACACAACAAAGUAAAUUAUUAAUAAAAUAUUCAUAGGCGUUGUAGAAACGCAGUCGUUAAGCGCAUUGUAAUCAUCACUACGAGUCAUUUGUAAAUAGUAACUAUUAUAUACAUUAUUAUAUAUAAAUAACAAUACGGUGUUAUCAUUCUUUUACACCUUUUUUUACUUUCCAACGUUCUGUACUAUAUACUAGAGAUAAAAAUAUUUUUCUAACAAAUUAGUCGGGACUCGGGAUACGAGUAGACAUUUUGAACUCUGUUUCUUAAUAAUAAGGGUCGCUUUCGCGUGAUAUCUAAUUGAGAAACGUGUGAUACUAAUUGGUGUUUUAGUGGAAAUGCCUUAGGCUUUGUAAACGAGAUAUGCGUUAUUCCAAAUGCACAAUUUUCUAUG